Messenger RNA from Mytilus trossulus (common blue mussel), 4539 nucleotides. RefSeq names its product serine/threonine-protein kinase LMTK2-like. Gene Ontology annotation, biological process: protein phosphorylation. Bases 136 to 3180 code for a protein of 1014 amino acids. The transcript is spliced from 12 exons. Lineage: Eukaryota; Metazoa; Mollusca; Bivalvia; Mytilida; Mytilidae. Gene Ontology annotation, molecular function: ATP binding; protein kinase activity. The record is from RefSeq and is a predicted model, not a curated record.
AGUCAACAAUGACCAGUCUAAAGGUAUUCCGAAAGAAGAUUAAAAAUGGAAAGACGAAAGGGGAGAAUUAAACAAAAUAUUAGGGCACACCUUCUUGUUAUGUGAAUGCAGAGAGUAUAAAACUAACAUAGCAGGAUGAUAGACAUAGCUGUACUGGCGGGAGUGGCUAUUGUCAUUUCCUCUGUUGUGAUGGUAUUUGGAUGUGUUUGUCAUCUGUUUAAGAGAGGAUCAGGAUUCACAACAUUUGAAAAUGAUUUGGAGGGUGGCUUUGGAAACACAGUCUUUUCCCAAGAUACCUCUGAUAUAUCACAAGUUACAUUUGAGACCAUCCCAGAUAUACUAGCCAAGACAGUCACUGCUACAGCAUUGAGGCCUAGAAUAUCCUGUACCAAUACAGAAAUACAGAAACAAAGUGCCAAACGAGUCGCAUCCUUUAAAGCUUUUCCCAGGAGUCAUCUGACCUACAUAAAAGAAAUGGGUGUUGGUUGGUUUGGUCAGGUCCUUGUAAGUGAAGCCUACAACAUGGUGACAAGUAGUAGGAGUACACGUGUUGUUGUUAAAAUGAUGAAGGAUGAUGCCAACUCUACAGAACAACAACUAUUCCUUCAGGAUCUCUCAGUCUACAGAGAGAUGGACCAUCCCAAUGUGUUGAAGUUACUAGGACAGUGUACAGAAGCCUCUCCUUUCUUAACUAUUGUUGAGUAUGCUAGCAUGGGAGAUCUGAAGAGUUACCUGAGAAAAGAACGACAGAUUGUAAAAACGAUGAAGGAUGGUAUAGUGAGGAUGCAGUUCUUAACAGACAUGGCGUCAGGACUGCAAUGUCUACAUGUCAAUGGAUAUCUUCAUCAUGAUUUUGCUUGUCGUAAUUGUGUGGUGAUGUCAAAUAUGACUGUAAAGAUAGGGGAUUAUGGUGUAGCUGAAGACCACUUUAGGGAGGAUUAUUAUGACAAUGGCCAGGACCUUUUACCAAUCAGAUGGAUGGCUCCAGAGAGUAUAUCUUUAACUAAUUCUAUUUGGCAAGUUACUGAGUUCACUAAACAGUCAAAUAUGUGGAGUUUUGGAGUAGCCAUGUUUGAAGUAACAGAAUAUGGACACCAACCCUAUAAAGAUCUCACAGAUGAAAUGGUCCUACAGAAUAUGAUUAAAGCUUAUCCAACAAGUUUAGAGCUACCCCACACAGACGAUCCUAUUAAAUCUCAAUUGUACCAGAUGAUGCAGCUGUGUUGGCAGGACUCGUCACAUCGUCCACAGAUAGAGGAGAUUCAUGCUCAGCUUCAGAAGAUUCAAUCUGAAAAAGAGGCUGCAGAUGAAGCAGAGUUUGAGAGGAAGUGGGCCAAAAUGUCCACACGGGAAGCUAGAGUUGUUAAAGUUGAAGUUCAUGCCAGUGAUAUUUCGGGAAUAAAACAUAAUGUUGUCGAUGACAUUUGUGCAGCAGAUUUUAAUUCCAAUUCCUUGCCUACUCACAUCAAUGCUGAUGAAAAGGGAGACAACUUUAAUUGUGAAAUUGUCAGUGGAAGUAUAGGUCAUGACAGUCCUAUUAGUACUCCUAACAGACCUACUGUCCAUCGGUCUACCAGUACACCUGUAGGGUCAAAUAAAGAUUCAAACAAAGUCAGUAAUUCUCAGCCUAGUACUCCUUUAUCGUCAGUAAAAGUUACGAACAAAGUCACUAGAUCUCAACCUAGUACUCCUCAAGUGUCAGACAAGGAUAAAAACAAAGUCGCUAGAUCUCAACCUACUACUCCUCAAGUGUUCGCCAAAGAUGUAAAUAAAGACAGUUAUUCUCAGAUCAAUACAUCUAAAGUUUCAUUGGAUGACAGGAACAAUGUCAGAAAUUCUCAGUCCACCACAGAUGAGGUCAAAUCUAGAAAUAGUGCUCAAACCCUUACAAACAAGUACCAAACUGAUAUUAGACCUCAGCUAGCUACAAACAAUGACCAAGCCCUUAUUUCUACUGACAAGGAACCAGUAAAGCUUAAUAACAGUAUACCGGACAUAUGUUUAAAUGGUACAAAAAUAGAGGACAGUCCUAGUUCAGACAGUAGCUUUUGUGAGACACAAUUAGAUUUAACAGUAGAUAAAGAAAGUAAAAAUUCACAAAGUGUCAUUCCCGGAGGUAUGGAUAGAAGUGAAGAGAAAAAACAUAAAAACGAGAAUAGCGUUAGUUUUGCUAAUAAUGAAGUUACAAAUUCACGAGAUCCUUCAGGACAAUUUAAUAGUGUUGAUAGUAUUAUAGAUUUUGAAGAAAAAUAUGGUGAAACUCCUAAUAGUGUUCAUAAAAAAGAUAUAUUAGAUAACUUGCCAAAGAGUGACAAUGUUGAAGAUAUCUAUUCUGAAACAAAUGAUAAAUCAGACAAUAUUGACGAUUUGUCAGAUGAGAAUGAAGAGGAUGAGGCUGAGAAACUAAGACUGUUAAAGCUAACUCUAUCUGGUGUUUUAUUAUCGACAGACGUUAAAAGUUCCGUAGAUGAAAAUAGUGGAAUAUCUAGUCCAACAUCAGACGACAUGGAUAUUGCACGUGAAAUUUACAUUUCAAAGGGCAUGUCUGCUCCUCCAUCUAAAUAUACAUCAACUCGUAGUCUAAAUACAAUUCUGGAAGAUGAACUUCUUUGUGAGGAUGAACCUCAGACUAAAGCCUUCUCAAACGAACUAAAGUUUGUUGAACCUUCAGAGGAAUACAAUAUGUCUGAUUCUUUCAUAGACAGUUUUGAAUGGGAUGACUACAUUGGAGAUGAACUAGUGGGCCGGGUCCGUAGUAGUGACAUAUCUCCAAGAGAGUCCAUUGAUUUCCCAGAUUGGACAAUGGAACAAGACUCCUCUAGUCAAGACAGUGAAAUUCAUAAUGACUCCAAAAACGAUGCUAAUCGGAGUGGAAAAUCAGGAAGAAAAAUUAAUGCUUCUAACUUGUCAGACUCUGAGGUAAAGAACAGUCCACUUGGAGCUUUGGCUUCUUCUAAAAGUCCAAAGAGUCCGCUUGGAGCUCUAGCUUCUACUAAAAGUCCAAAGAGUCCGCUUGGAGCUGCUGCGCAUUCUUAUGUAAAACAUAUCCUCUCUAAUCGUUCAUCUAACACUAAUAAGAAUGUAUCUUUCUACUCCUUCUCUCAUAAUACUGACCAGGACCAGGAGCAUGGUACCAGUACUACUCCCCAAUAUAACCCUAUGGAUGAAUGGGAAAUAUGACACACAAGGAUUCUGAUGAAGAUACUACACUACUGGAUACAGAUAAGACUCUGACAGAAGAUGGUGUUGAAAAGGAGUAGAAAAGUCUGACAGACAAUCCAGUUGUUUCAAAAUAUUGCUUUAUAUUUGCUGUGUGAUAUCUAAAUUCACCAAAAAAAUGUUACAGAAAAGUGCUUGAUGUCUGCAAUGUCUGCAAUGUCAAAUUUUGUUGAUUUCACAAUUUCGACUAAUUUUCGGCAGACAUAUGGUGUGAUAUUUUCGUGUUUAUUUUGAAAUCAAUUUAACUGGAAAACUAUUGUUAAUCCUUGUGGAAUGAUUUGGUUUAAAUUGUUUUGGUUAUUAUAUACCGGUACAUUAAUGCCAAAAUUAAUGAGUAAGAGCUUGUGACUUUAUAUUCCCUCGUUUGACGAGGAAAUAGAUACUAUGUAUAUUUAAAAACAGUCUUGUAUAAUUCAAAAAACUACUGAACUUUUAUGACACAAGAAGACAGAAGUGCUUUCAAUCCACAAAUUUUGUAUAUAAUAUAUUAUAUUAAUAAUAUUGAAAUAACAGUAUUGGUUUAAUCACAUUUAUUGCCGAUUUCACAGAUUUAAGUAUCCAGCGCCAUCUGUGGUUAUUAGUGUACAUGAAAACAUCAUUUAACAAUUGAUUUAUAUAUUUGUGUUAUGACAUUGAUUACUCUGACCCAAGAACCUUUAUAAAUCCUGGAUAUAGAAUUCCAUAAUUCAUCAUCGAAUAUACAUUUGGGGAAAUUGCUGAUGACUAUCAGGUGAUGUGUUUAAUUGAGACAAAACAUUUAAAUAAACUUCUAUACAGUGUAAACAAACUGUUCCUCUUUGUUGUUAAUAUAAACUUAGACCACAAACCAGUUAAGGGACAGACUGCAACUUCAAUGAAAAUUUCAAACAGAAUUUUUAAAUAAAUCUUGAUUUUUUAGAAUUUUUACUUUGACAGACAAGAAAGAUGAAUUAGAAUUAUUCCCCUUUAGAAUCCCUCUUGGGAAAAGAUUUAAGUUAAUUGUUCAAGAAAUCAAUGUUUAUUUUUGAUGCAUGACAGAUACAAACCAUUUUAUACUUAAAUGUUUAUUUGCUCUUAGUGUGUAAACUGUGUUCAGUUAGGCCAGAAUGAAGAUAGUUUUAGUGUCUCAACAACCUCUCAGCAUCAACUUUUUUAUUAGUUUUGAUAAAAAAAAACCAGAACAUUGAUAUUCAUAACUUUUAGUGUGUAUUCCCUCAUACCAAAUUAUUUUUUAAGAAAAGAAAUUUAAGAUGAAAAAAAAUACAAACUUAUUUUCCAAUAAAAUAUUAAUAAAAAAAAAGAAAGAAAACCAAUCUUUCUCAUUAGAAAUUAAGAAGAUUU